This is a messenger RNA of Callithrix jacchus (white-tufted-ear marmoset), 2792 nucleotides long. It is a transcript of the gene TSEN54, whose product is annotated as tRNA splicing endonuclease subunit 54. Gene Ontology annotation, biological process: tRNA-type intron splice site recognition and cleavage. NCBI's taxonomy places the organism in Eukaryota, Metazoa, Chordata, Mammalia, Primates, Cebidae. Gene Ontology annotation, cellular component: tRNA-intron endonuclease complex. The record is from RefSeq and is a predicted model, not a curated record.
UGACCGGAUCAGCGCAUGCGCCCAGGUAAAAGGGAGAGGCGGCGGGUGGUGGAGCUGGGGCCCUGGAGUUAGACUCAAGGGCGAGACACUCCGGGUCAGACUGGUGGGAGAGAAGACGUAAGGUGAAGGGGGUUGGCAACCAAAACGCGGGAUCCCACUUGCAGUACUCUCCGCCCGCGGCCGGUGUCGUCCACCCGUGGCUGCUGGCCGGGCAAUAGCACCACCUAGCGGACGGCGCCCGAGCGGCCCGCGGGUGGCGGCGCGGGGACCCCAGCCUCUAGGAGGCGCUCGUGCCGGGCGGAGGUGGCGCUUCAGCACCGUCGCGUGCCGGACAGCGCCUCCCGCCCUUGCCCCUUGAAACCUGGCUUCCCAGCUCAGCCGGAGGGACCCGACGGAAGAUCCCGAAGGAAUGGCAAACCUCCCCGGACCACUCCUGACAGUCCCCGGGUGUCCUUUGGCCUGCAAAGUCGGAAUUUGCGCACCCUCUGCUCGCCCUUCUGCCCUUCUUGCCCAGCCCGGACGGUGGGGACUAAGCAGCGCGGGGCUGCACAGGGGCGGUAACACGUGUGACCAUUCGUACUGCCCUCCCAGCCUCCGGCUCCUGAGGCUUUACUGGAGAGAAGCCCCGAGGAGGGCUGGGAAGAGGAGAAGGGAAUCCUGCACCUCCAGCAACCUGCGGGCUGAGCUCCGAGCCUCGGCGUCGGGGCGCGUGCCUCAGUGCGGGCACUAGGACCCGGGACAGUCAGGAGGGCGCCGAGCGGGCGGGGAAAGGGGCGGGCUGCCGCGGCGGCACGGAUCGGCGGGCGCUAGGGCAGCGCGGAGCUCCAGUGGUGGGCGGGGCGUGGCAGCGCGCGCAGCGGCAGGCGGCGGCGGGAUGGAGCCUGAGCGCGAGCCCGAACCCCAGCCGGCGGCAGUGGAGGUUCCUGCGGGACGCGUGCUCAGCGCCCGGGAGCUCUUUGCCGCCCGCUCGCGGUCGCAGAAGCUGCCCCAGCGCUCGCAUGGCCCCAAGGACUUUCUGCCCGACGGCUCCGCGGCCCAAGCCGAGCGGCUGCGCAGGUGCCGGGAGGAUCUCUGGCAGCUGCUGGCGGAGCAGCGCGUAGAGCGCCUGGGCAGCUUGGUGGCUGCCGAGUGGAGGCCGGAAGAGGGCUUCGUGGAGUUGAAGUCUCCUGCGGGCAAAUUCUGGCAGACCAUGGGCUUCUCAGAGCAGGGCCGGCAGCGGCUUCACCCGGAAGAGGCCUUAUAUCUCCUGGAGUGUGGCUCCAUCCAACUCUUCCACCAAGACCUGCCACUGUCUAUCCAGGAAGCUUACCAGCUGCUGCUAACCGAUGACACUGUGACCUUCCUGCAGUACCAGGUCUUCAGCCACCUGAAGAGGUUGGGUUAUGUGGUUCGGCGAUUUCAACCAAGCUCUGUCCUGUUCCCGUAUGAGAGGCAGCUUAACUUGGACGGCAGCAUGCAGCACCUGGAGGAUGGAGAUGGCAAAAGAAAGAGAAGCAGCUCCAGCCCUCGGUCCAUUAAUAAGAAGGCCAAGGCCCUGGAGAACUCCCUGCAACCUGAGAAUCUGGCAGCCUCCAGCCCACCUCCCUCCAGCCAGCCCAGCCAAUGCCCAGAGGAGAAACCCCAGGAGUCAAGCCCCAUGAAGGGCCCAGGUGGCCCCUUUCAGCUUCUGGGGUCCCUGGGGCCCAGCCCUGGCCUGGCCAGGAAGGGGGUGGGGUGCAGCUGGGAGAAUGGCAGAGCUGAGAAAGGAGUCACGGGGGCUGGCAAGCCACGCUGGAACUUCGAGCAGAUCUCCUUCCCCAACAUGGCUUCAGACAACUGCCACACCCUCCUGUGCGCCCCAGCCCCAGAGCUGCUCCCAGCCAAUGUGGCUGGGCGGGAGACAGAUGCAGAGUCAUGGUGCCAGAAGCUGAACCAGCGCAAGGAGAAGCUCUCCAGAUGGGAACGGGAGCACCACAUGGAGGCCACGCACUUCCGGGAGGAUGUCAAUGCCGAUCCCGAGGUGCAGCGCUGCUCUAGCUGGCGAGAGUACAAGGAGCUGUUGCAGCGAAGGCAGCUGCAGAGGGACCAGAGCCAGGCCCCUCACCUGUGGGGCCAGGCCGUCACACCCCUGCUGAGUCCAGGCCAGGCCAGCUCCCCAGCCAUGGUCCUUCAGCAUAUCUCUGUGCUGCAGACCACACACCUUGCUGAUGGAGGUGCCUGGCUGCCGGAGAAUUCUGGGGGCUUGGAAAUCAGCUUUGAUGUUUACCAGGCGGACGCUGUGGCCACAUUCCGAAAGAAUAACCCUGGCAAACCCUAUGCCCGGAUGUGCAUUAGUGGAUUUGAUGAGCCUGUCCCAGACCUCUGCAGCCUCAAGCGGUUGUCUUACCAGAGUGGGGAUGUCCCUCUGAUCUUUGCCCUGGUGGAUCAUGGUGACAUCUCCUUCUACAGCUUCAGGGACUUCACAUUGCCCCAGGAUGUGGAGCACUGACCUCACAGUUCUGCAGGGGAUGGAGCUUGCUCCAGGGGACCGGGACUGUUUGUUCUCAGGGACCAUCUUGGCUGCCUCCUUUACCCAGACUCUAACCUGUAGCUUCAGGGGCCAGUCUGGGCCUUGGCCCUGGGUGUCUGAUAUGAAGAGUGAAACUGUGACCCUUUCCCCUUCCCUGCUGCCUUGCAGUGACCCCCCCUGGAACUCAGGAUUAGAUUUUAAGGACCCAGGAGGUGGGGCAGAAGAGAGGACUCUGUGCCUUUAACGAGAGGGUGCCUGCUUCCGUGCCAUAAAGCCAAAGCCAUUAAAAAAUAAAUCUCUUUUC